ACGCAUAAUCGUUUAAGUCUUCGUUGAUUUUGCAUGUCUCAGUAAAAUGGAAGAAUUAAAGCCGACAAAUAUUUUGAAAUUCAAUCCGAACCAGAUGGCCGAUGUUCGGAAGGUAUUCGGAUAUGGUGACAUAGGAAUACUAAAACAAGAUAUUAAAAUAUUGGAAGAUUGGAUUAAUAAACAGAAUCAUUUUAUCGUGAGGGAUUUUGGGCGAGAUUAUUUAGAACGGUUUUUAAUAUACAACAAAGGAUCAGUAGAAAGGGCUAAGAAGCACUUCGACAGGCUGUGUACGUUCAGAAACUUAAUGCCGGAGUUCUUGAGGGACUUUGACGUGAGGAACGAAUUUGUUGAUUUAUUUAAAUGCUCGCAGUCAUGCGUGAUGCCUACGCCAACUCCUGACAACUACCGCGUGGUCAUAUCAAAAAUGUUUGGUAACCAUGAAAACGUAGCUCUUAUCAAUUACUAUAGGUAUUUGGUUGUGUUCACGGAAUAUAUAUUGUUGCACGACUACUGUCAAGGUUCUGAAAUGAUUGUGGAUACGAGGGAUAUAUUGUUCUCCAUGGUCGCUAAAUUAAACCCCAUAGUCGUUCACAAGGCGAUGACACUUAUUAUUGAAACAAUGGGCCAAAGAGUUAAAGCCAUACAUUUCAUAAGUGGUUCUAAGUUUUUGGAUACUGUCAUAAAUAUAAUAAAACAGGGACUUAGCGAGAAACUAAGAAAGAGAAUUUACACCCACAAUGACUUCGAGUCCCUUCAUAAACACAUACCUAGAGAAAUAUUGCCUAAGGACUAUGGUGGGAAUGGGGCCACUAUAAAAGAAUUGAGUGAGGCUAACUUCAAGGAAUUAUCGACGGAUGAACACAUUGCCCGACUGAAGUUCUUGGAGAAGGCCGCCACUAAUGAAGAUCUAAGGCUGUCCUGUAAAUUUAAUGAAGAAUACUCCGGACUGCCUGGAGCUUUCAAAACAUUGUGUGUGGAUUGAUUACUUAUAAAUAGAUAGUUUUAAAUUACCAAAAAUAUUGUCUAUUGGUAGCACAAACUAAAUAUAUUAUUUAUGAAAUAUAAAAACAAAAUUUGAAAUAAAAAAUGUAUCCAAAAAUACUACUUAUUAGCGAAACACUCACAUUCAUUGGUAAAUUCUCAGUUUUGUUUCUUUAAGUCAUAAUUACGUGAUCAUUCAAAAUUACUUCUUAUUAAUGUUUACAUAACGUCCAGGUUUGGAACGUUGUGGCGUGCAAUAACUUUAUUGAGUAAAUAUAUCUUUUCUCAACACA
Manduca sexta (tobacco hornworm) is the source of this 1274-nucleotide messenger RNA. Its product is annotated as alpha-tocopherol transfer protein-like. Gene Ontology annotation, molecular function: phosphatidylinositol bisphosphate binding. The record is from RefSeq and is a predicted model, not a curated record. Bases 47 to 982 code for a protein of 311 amino acids. Lineage: Eukaryota; Metazoa; Arthropoda; Insecta; Lepidoptera; Sphingidae. The transcript has 6 exons. Gene Ontology annotation, cellular component: membrane.